AUGCCCGUUGCAAGACAGUGUGACGAUCCAAGUUGGAAUUACUGCAACCUUGCUGUUUCAGCCGUGCAGCAAAUAGGCAUCCACGAGCCUAUUCAUACCGAAGGCAAAAGAUCCGCUCAGUCAAUUGCUUAUUUAAAAUCAUGGAUAGGUUGUUUCGUUAUCAGUACAGAGUUAGCAACCGAUUAUGGUUUUCCACCACCGAUGAGUCUCGUCACUGGGCGUUUACCAAUUGUCAAAUCAUACACUCAGUCUCAUUUUUCUGAUGAAUUUUGGGCGCGAUGCGAGUUACAGCAACAUUCCAUUCGGGUCUUCACGACUCUGUAUGAUAAUUCCUCUACGAAACAGUUGCAGAUGUCCCUGGUGGGCCUUCUUGAGCGCGAUCUAGAUUCUUUAGGAGCCAAUAUGAAAACCCGAGUUUCUCAGCGAUACCAUAUCGACUUCUUGGCUGCAAAACUGCGCCUAUGUUCUAUACCUUCAUUGACGUUAAUUUCGAAAGAGGUGGAAACAUCAAAUACACAGGAGUGGGCAGCUUGGUACAGAGGCUUUCACGUGGCCAUACAGCUUACAACCAUUUAUACAUCUUUACGUUCAUGCUAUCCACAGCGUCCAGCGGAAGAGCUAUUGUCUCACGAGCUCCAAGUGCAUGGAGCUGAAACAGUGCAUUACCCAAAACACUUUUUCCGCGUUUUAUGCAUCUCUGGGAUGUAUUUGGCAAAAUUUCUCGCUGUUGGUUGUGAUACUCAGCCCCAAGAGCGAACCUUGGCCCGUAAUAAGAUAAAAGAAGUGUACGAGAACUUUUUGGCCUGGUCGAAAGAGGAAUUAGACGAGCCCUUUCGAACUGCAAGGAUGAUUGGACUUUUAUCUCGACAUGCAGAGGACAAAAUUUCAUCGGAAUAUUUUAGUAACGAUAGCGGGGAUCCAAGUGCUACCAUAGUUGACGAUAGCCUAAGAAUUGCAAGGAAAAUCCGUGAGCGAACAGCUGCCACCCAGGCGGACACUGCCAGUUCCUCGUUAACAGCAAAUAUAGACAAGCCAGAAGGCCAGCCUAGGCUUCCUAGACCUGACGCUAUAUCAUCUGAGUGGAGUGAUUGGCUUCCUAAUACAUAUGACGACCUGUUCGCAUUUCUAGCCUCGCCUUCAAACAACUACUUUGAUGAACCAUGGAUAUAG
Messenger RNA from Trichoderma asperellum CBS 433.97, 1170 nucleotides. The record is from RefSeq and is a predicted model, not a curated record. Lineage: Eukaryota; Fungi; Ascomycota; Sordariomycetes; Hypocreales; Hypocreaceae.